AAGGCGGAAACGCUGGACCGUCCAGUCAAAUUAAUUUCAUGGAAACAAGCACGGAAUAAGCAUCCGACCAUGCCAUUUUGGCUGCGGAAGGCAAAGCUUAGGAGUAUGCUUCCAAGAAGCAUAUAUAACUACCAGUCUGGCUGCACCUCUAACCUCACCACAGUCUUGCAGUCACAUCAAAGGCAACCCUCCAUCACAGAAAAUAAACAAUGCUUCGCCAAACUGCCCUCUUUGCUCUCGCCCUCGCGGCCCCAGCGAUUGCCCAGGUGAGCGAGGGUUUCGAGAACGGAUGGGACCAGACUGCAUGGCCCUCGUAUGCGGCAGACUGCAACCAAGGUGGCAAAGUCACCCUGGAUACGACAACAGCCCAUACUGGCAAGAACUCGAUCCGUGUCGACGGUGCGGGAGGCUACUGCGGCCACAUCUUUGUCGGCACAACGAAGAUUCCAUCGGGAGAUGUCUACGUCAGGACUUACCUGAAAGCAAGCAAGGCUUUGACUGACUCUCACGUGACCUUUAUCACAAUGCCAGACUCGGCCCAAGGCACAAACAAGCACCUGCGCAUUGGCGGACAAUCCAAGAUUCUCAUGUACAACCGCGAGACCGAUGAUGCCACGCUACCUGAUUUGUCGCCAAACGGCAUUGCGUCAUCCAAGCCGCUGCCCACCAACCAAUGGACAUGCUUCGAGUACCAUCUUGGCACCGACGGCAGCAUCCAGACAUGGUUGAACAACAGCACCAUUUCUGGGUUGAACGUGGGUAAUGGAGCAUCGAACCCCAAUGGAGCGCAGUGGUCCAGGAGUACCAUCAAGCCGAAGAUUACCGGGGUGUACUUUGGAUGGGAGAGCUACGGUGGUGAUACCAACACAUUCUGGUAUGAUGACAUUGUUGUUAGUGACAAGAGGAUUGGAUGCUAGAAUACCAGGACGUCAAGCCCAUGAGUCGUAGAAUCAAGCAAUACUCCAAUGGCAAUGAUUUAUGUUAU
Messenger RNA from Bipolaris maydis ATCC 48331, 985 nucleotides. Lineage: Eukaryota; Fungi; Ascomycota; Dothideomycetes; Pleosporales; Pleosporaceae. The record is from RefSeq and is a predicted model, not a curated record.